AUGGACCCGGGCCGCAGAGCGAUGUUGUCGGGGCGCAGAUCCCCCAGUCGCAGAGACCGCGAGAGAGACCGAGACAUUGCGUCCCCGCGACGCGACCCCAAUAACCGCAUCACCAAGCCUUCGAACCCUCCUCCUUCUUCGAGGCCACGUCAGACCAACAACUCGAGCUACAUGACGCAGGAUGAACAGUCCAGACAGUUUGUCGCCGAUGAAGACAAGUUUGUUCUGAAACAGGCCAAGAAGAAGGCUGACAUUCGAGUUCGGGAAGGCCGAGCCAAGCCCAUUGAUCUCCUGGCAUUCAAUCUGCGCUUUAUCGACUCCGAUCGAGACGUCUUCGACGACGACGAUGCCGACCUGCAUAUCAACGUGCCUUCUCCAGAGGAUGUGCUGCAGGGCCUCGACGAAUCACAGCUGCAAGACCUGGAUUCCGACAUCACGUCCUACCAUACCCUGGAGCAGAACGACCGCAACCGCGCCUACUGGAAAGCUCUGCAAACCAUCUGUGCCGACAGGCGGCAGAAGCUGAAACCGCAGGGCCCAGACGCUCGGGUCGUCAGCACAGUGUCAGAAGAUGUCGACAGGAUCCUGCGCCCCAAGACAUACGAGCAGCUCGAGGCCCUCGAAUCCCAGAUCAAGGCCAAGUUGCGCUCCAAUGAUGAUAUCGAUGUCGACUAUUGGGAGCAGCUCCUCCGCAGCCUAUUGGUCUGGAAAGCCAAGGCUAAGCUCAAAAAGGUGUGCGAUGCAAUCAGUGAGAGCAAAGCUGCCAUGUUCAAGCUGCAGGAUCCGGAAAAGGUCAAGGCCCUGGGGCAACAGCAGCAGCAGGCCAAACAAGCCGACUCUAUUUCCGGCCCUGUAGCCACCAAUAACCUGUCAUCUGAACACUCAGGCAGGCCCGAAACAAAGGAAGUGCCUGUGUCAAGUGUAUCCCAAGGUGGCGCGCCACCAGGAACAGCUCGUUUUGCCCAGGUGGGCAACGAGGACUUCUCUCAGGCCACCAAAGCUCUCUACGACCGCGAGGUCGCCCGUGGCAUCGGCGAGGACGAGGAGAUAUUUACGGCUGAAGAGGCCGUUCCCAGCGGUUCGAAGCCCCAGUGGGCAGACAAGUAUCGACCCAGAAAACCCAAAUACUUCAACCGCGUGCAGAUGGGCUAUGAAUGGAACAAGUACAACCAGACGCAUUACGACCACGACAACCCGCCGCCCAAGGUUGUCCAGGGAUACAAGUUCAACAUCUUCUAUCCCGAGCUUAUCGACAAGACAAAGGCGCCUACCUUCAAGAUCAUUCGGGAACACGGGAGGAAAAGGGGAGAGUCGUUUGCAGCGGCAGGGGAGGAAGACACGUGCCUCAUCCGUUUCAUCGCCGGUCCCCCGUACGAGGACAUUGCAUUCCGGAUCGUGGAUCGCGAGUGGGAUUACAGUGCAAAGAAGGAUCGCGGCUUCAAGAGCUCCUUCGACAAGGUACGUUUUGUGGCGUUCCCCACGCUGUCUAUAUUGCCUUCACGUGGUGCUUCACCUCCUUUCCCGUAG
Messenger RNA from Colletotrichum spaethianum, 1527 nucleotides. RefSeq lists its product as uncharacterized. The transcript has a single exon. The coding region runs from base 1 to 1527 and encodes 508 amino acids. NCBI's taxonomy places the organism in Eukaryota, Fungi, Ascomycota, Sordariomycetes, Glomerellales, Glomerellaceae. Gene Ontology annotation, biological process: mRNA cis splicing, via spliceosome. Gene Ontology annotation, molecular function: protein binding. The record is from RefSeq and is a predicted model, not a curated record. Gene Ontology annotation, cellular component: cytoplasm; spliceosomal complex.